Conger conger (European conger) is the source of this 4614-nucleotide messenger RNA. It is a transcript of the gene adrb3a, whose product is annotated as adrenoceptor beta 3a. The transcript is spliced from 2 exons. Gene Ontology annotation, molecular function: beta1-adrenergic receptor activity; norepinephrine binding; epinephrine binding. Lineage: Eukaryota; Metazoa; Chordata; Actinopteri; Anguilliformes; Congridae. Gene Ontology annotation, cellular component: membrane. The record is from RefSeq and is a predicted model, not a curated record. The coding region runs from base 677 to 1996 and encodes 439 amino acids. Gene Ontology annotation, biological process: norepinephrine-epinephrine-mediated vasodilation involved in regulation of systemic arterial blood pressure; positive regulation of heart contraction; adenylate cyclase-activating adrenergic receptor signaling pathway.
CGAGACGUUGCAGAGUGCGAACCCACGCUCGGCUCUCUCCAAUAGUGCCACUGCUGUCACACAGCGCAGGAAAAAGGGGCACAAGAACCCAUCCAAACCAGAAACUCUCCGCAAUAGGACUGCUUCACCAGGAAGACCGUUUCCACUCAAAUGAAAGCUGGAGUGAUUUUCAAAUCCAUUUGAAUUAAUUUGCUCAGUGGUUUUUUCCUUUCCUAUACAUGGACAUAUCAGUGACUAACAAGCAAACAGGAUCUAAAGCUUUUUUUUGGACAUGGGAACAUACUAUGCUUUGACAGUACAAACAUGCCACUGUUACUGAAAUCAGAGGACAUUUCUGCUUUAUCUUUUUCGAAUAUAUAAUGGUAAGCAAAAGAGGCCAUUUUAAUGGCAGUUCUAUUACUAAUUCAGCAAUGUGUGAAAAUUAAGUGGAAUAUGUCAGAAUCUCAUCUAACAUUGUUUCUUUGAAUCGAGGGGAAAUGUGUUAAAGAUAGGAAGGUUCGGCCAAAUUCUAUUAAUUUGGGGAAAUGAGCAAUCAGUUAGGGAUACAACUUAAGAAUGUCACCUAUUCUCACUUUGGUGUUUUUUAACUACAAUAUAACUUUACAAGGAACGCUGACAUUUAGCUUUCAUACAGUAAACAACAUAAGCUGCAGCUGAAAGCCCGUCCUUGGCAAAGAUGGGCAAUCACUUGCUCAACAGCAGCACUAUCAACGGCACACUAGACACGGAGGCGCAGUUUGAAAGCUUGAGCUUGUUAGUGCUCACAGUCUUGAUCAUCAUCCUGAUCGUGGUGGGCAACCUGCUGGUCAUUAUCGCCAUUACACGAACUUCCCAGCUGCAGACCAUAACCAACAUCUUUAUAAUGUCCCUGGCAUGCGCCGACCUCAUCAUGGGGGUUUUAGUUGUGCCCCUGGGGGCGACCAUCGUGGUUACGGGUGACUGGCAGCUCAACCGGAGGUCCUGCGAGCUCUGGACCUCGGUGGACGUUCUGUGUGUAACGGCCAGCAUCGAGACGCUGUGCGUGAUCGCAGUGGACCGGUACAUCGCCAUUACCCGGCCCCUCAGGCACAAGGUGCUGAUCAACAAGUGCCGCGCGCGGGUCAUCGUGUGCAUGGUGUGGGCCGUCUCUGCACUCACCUCCUUCGUUCCCAUCAUGAACCAGAACUGGCGAGCGGAAGACGACGAGGCCCUCAAGUGCUACGCGGUGGAGACCUGCUGCGACUUCAUCACCAACCCCCCCUUCGCCAUCAUCUCCAGCGUGGUGUCCUUCUACAUCCCUCUGCUCAUCAUGAUCUUCAUCUACGCCCGCGUCUUCCUCAUCGCCACGCGGCAGAUGCGGCUCAUAGACAAGAACCGGCUACGCUUCCAGGGCGAGGGCGCGGUCCCCCCGCCUCAGCCCCCUCACCACGGCAACAACAACCUGCCGCGGUCGGGCAGCAGCACCGGGUCCUCCCGCAGGAAGAACUCCAAGCGCCGUCCGUCGCGGCUGACGGUGGUGAAGGAGCACAAAGCCCUGAAAACACUGGGCUUCAUCAUGGGGGCCUUCACCAUCUGCUGGCUGCCUUUCUUCGUGGCUAACAUCAUCAACGUCUUUGACAGGAACAUGCCCGGGAGGACGCUAUUCCGCAUCCUGAACUGGCUGGGCUACUUCAACUCGGGCCUCAACCCCCUCAUAUACUGCCGCAGUCCUGAGUUCCGCCUGGCUUUCAAGAACCUCUUGGGCUGCCCGUGGCUGCCCACUCCGCGCAUGAACACCCUCUACAAGGAGCUGCGCACUCUUUGCCCCUGCUUUGGAGGCUCGCCUGAAACGGGGGCGGCGGGUUCCUUCCACAAACCGCCCCCGGUCCAGAAGGACGAGAGCCUGGCCAGCAGUCAGAGCAGCUCCAGGAGCGAGGAGCCAUCUCCAGCCCCCCCACACUCCAACAGCAGCAUGCGGCUCAGUGACUUCUCCGAGCCCGACACAGAACUUUUCACUCUACAGGAAAGUGACAGAUGAGCAGUCUUUGAGCUGGAAUGUCAACACUCUGAGAGAGACUUCACCAGACUGUCUGGCUGCUCCAGUGAGUCAGUGCGCCAUCAAAGGAAAUGGUACAGCAUAGAUUUACAGGAAAGAGAAAGAGGAAGGCCUGUGAUUGGCCAAAGGGGAAAGGAUGCCCAAAAGGAGGCUGCUGACAGGCUUUCCCUGGUGAGAACGUUGAGCGCCAACAUACCUGGUGUUUGCAGAAUCGGGAUGAAAGGAGACCCGGGAGAGGAGGGAGACUUUCCAUCCCUGCAGCGGACCUGUUCCUCGGCCACUGAGAAGCAGGUCCCAGCCCAUUGCACAGAGCACAGAUUCCCAUCCCCAGCAGGAAGGCUUGGGCAUGCCGUGGCCUUUGGAAAAGGAGCUGGCACACAGUGGUCAAACCUUCAGCCUGACUACGCUCUGUACGUCUCAGUGUUCAUUCACAAUGAACUGUAACAUGUACCAGAGUUCAGCACAAUCAUACCGGACAGGAGCACUUACAAUGUGUAACAGUGAUACAAUGUGGACUUUUAAGCACAAAGUAUGUUACUUCUUGUAUAAAAAAAGGUAGCAUUUGAAAUACGAUUGUACUUUUAGAUUUUCCUUCCUUUUAUCUGUGAAUGUGCACAUGUUUAGCAGCAUUGCUAAUGCAGGAUUCUUGCCAUUGUACUUAUCAAGCUUUCUGUCCUACCAAACUUCUCUCUCAAGUAUUGUGUCCUUUACAGAGAAGAAUAAUGCAAUGUACUUUAUCUUUCCCAUGGAGAAAUAACCAAACCUUGGAAGGGCAUAGUGUUGAUAGCAGUGAUUCCAUCUGAACGCUUGAACAAUAAACCCUAACUCCAACUCACAAAAUUAACCACCAUCUUCACAGAUGCAGUAAUUAUUCACAGUUGUGAGCCUGAAGCAUUUAUGCCUGAUUGAUAACAAGAUAUCAUAAAAUAGACAAGAUAACAAACCACUUCAUUUUUUAAAGAAGGGGCCUUUUAGUUAGAUUAUUAAAAUGCACAAGGUGACAUGUAGGCACAGGAAAUGUUAUUUCUUCCCCUGAAUGUAGUCUUUCAAGCACAUUGUAUUAACAUUUAUGAAAUACCAAAGACACAGAGGAUGAUUUCAUUAGGUGCGUAGGGCAUACAUUUUCACCUUCCUAUAAUUUUAUAAAUAACUAAAAAGACUUUUAACUUUUAAAAUAAAUGAAAUGCAUAUAAUUUCAGGGCAUGAGGUGAUGCGGUCUCAAUAAUUGUUUAGGAUUGUCAUUUUUCACUCUUCUUUUGUAUACAAUACAGAUGUUUAUGACAAGAUAAUGCCAUCCUACCUGUACCCCCUGACUCACCCCAGAAUACAUUCCUGAGGAAAAUGUUCAGGCACUUUCACACAGAGAUAAAAGUUAAAAACAAAACUGUACACAAUCUUUUUAACCAUUCAUAUAAAUGGUAAAUGGUUGGAAUUUAUAUACAAUUUAUGUACAAUUUAUGCUACUCAUUCACCCAUUCAUACACACACUCACACACCAACGGCGAUUGGCUGUCAUGCAAGGCACCAACCAGCUCAUCAGGAGCAUUCGGGGAUUAGGUGUCUUGAUCAGGGGCACUUCGACAUACCCAGGGUGGAUCGAACCGGCAACCUUCCGACUGACAGACGACUGCUUUUACCGCCUGAGCUAAUGUCGCCCCGAUAUAUGUUUAAAGGGAAAGAAAAACAGUUAAAAUAUAAAGAAAUAUAUGGUUCCACUAUAUUGAUCCAUUGAAGGAUUCCGAACUAUGAUAGUGCAGUGAAUCAGUAACACAGCCAUUAUAAUAGAUUCGGAUCCAUCGUAAGUAAUUCUGCCGCGGUCUGGAAGUGCUGAAAUGGAAUGCACGGCACAGACAGUGAUGCCCUUCCUAUCUGGAAAUAUUUCUCCUACUCCUAACUUAUUUCAAAAAAAGUUCCAGUGAUUGUCAUUGUUGUUGUUGAUGUUGUUUAACGUGCAUCAAGAAUAGAUGUCAUUAUUUUUUUAAUUAUUUUGGUUGGUCAGUUAAGGGGGUUAUACAGUACUUGCACAUCUAUGCUGGUUCCCAAAACAGCCAUACCCGCACAAAUAUAUGAACAUGAAUGAGAGGUGUUGGCAUAUAGUAAAAUGUAUAGUAAUAUAUAUGAAUACAUAUAAUGAAACAUAUAGUAAUAUAGUGUAUAUGAACAGUCCACCUGUUCUCAUGAACACCAGAUUGACACCAUUUUGUUGACUGCUGCAGAGCCUAUUACAUUUACAUUGUUUCCAACAUCCUGUUUUUAUACUUUGAACCCCAGAUUAUUUGGAUGCCUACUUCAUAAUUUUUCAAUUUUUCUGCCAAAAAGAUGUGAUUGCAGACUGCUGUUUAUGUGUCAUGUCACAACCCUGGGUGCAAAUAAAUAAUAUUGUCAAAUAUUGGCUCGGAGGAGUCAGGAUUAUGACAAAGCAAAUGUAGAAGUAACCAAUUAUAAUACUUAGAACUGCACAUAAAAUCAGUAAGGAACACAAGCAUGGUACAUCAGCCCCGACACUAAUAUGGGCACCAAAAAUCUCCUUGGUCACAACCAAACCUAGCAAUUUGGUGAUGAAAAAUAGGAAUUGGAAAUAAAUUAGACUGUGAACCUGA